AUGGAGAAGUACCAGGCGCUGGGUCUCGUGGGGGAAGGCAGCUACGGGGUGGUGACCAAAUGCCGAAACAAAGACAGCGGGCAGAUUGUUGCGGUCAAGAAGUUCCUGGAGAGCGAGGAUGACGCCACGGUGAAAAAGAUGGCCCUGCGGGAGAUCAAACUGCUGAAGCAACUCAGACAUGAGAAUCUCGUGAACCUGCUGGAAGUGUAUAAAAAGAAGAAACGGUGGUAUCUGGUGUUUGAAUUUGUGGAUCACACAGUGCUCGAUGACCUCGAGGCAUUUCCAAAUGGACUGGACUACAGCAGAGUUCGGAAAUACUUAUUUCAGAUAAUAAGAGGAAUAGCCUUUUGUCACAGUCACAAUAUAAUACAUCGGGACAUUAAGCCAGAGAACAUUUUAGUCUCCAAUUCCGGAGUUAUAAAACUGUGUGAUUUUGGAUUUGCCCGCACGCUAGGAGCUUCAGGGGAAGCUUACACAGACUAUGUGGCAACCCGAUGGUACAGAGCUCCGGAGCUGCUGGUGGGAGACAUCAAGUAUGGCAAGGCUGUGGACGUGUGGGCUAUCGGCUGCCUGGUGACAGAAAUGCUGACAGGAGAGCCCCUGUUCCCUGGAGACUCUGACAUCGACCAGCUCUAUCAUAUCACCAAGUGCCUGGGCAAUUUAAUUCCAAGGCACCAGGAGCUGUUCCAUAAAAAUCCCCUCUUUGCUGGUGUGAGGCUGCCUGAAGUGAAGGACAUCAAACCUCUGGACAGACGAUAUCCCAAGCUGUCUGCUGCAGUGCUAGAUCUAGCAAAGAAAUGUUUGCAGAUUGACCCAGACAAAAGGCCUUCCUGUGCUGAACUCUUGCAAUGUGAUUUCUUUAACAAGGAUGGAUUUGCUGAAAGAUUUGCUCAGGAGCUUAAAUUAAAGAUUCAGAAGGAUGCCAGAGACCAUCAAUUACAAAAGCAAUCAAAACUCAGUAAAAAGGACAAAGAGGAUUGUUUGGGAGAAGAAAGAAAAAUGCUUGCUAUCAAGGAUUUCAACAUUGAGCCAAGGAGCAGAGAGGCCAAGCUGUUCAAGGAGAAGCGCUCCAGAGCAGAUGCGGAGCAAGCGGAGCGACCUUCCAACCUGAGCUCCUUCUACGACAGUGCACUCAACCCCUUUAAAAUAGCUCCUCACACCAGCCUGAAGGACUCCAGCAGCAGCUUGGACUAUGCCAAGAACGCAGGCAUCGUCAUUCCUCCCAUCAACCAGAACCUUUCCGCCACAACAGCCGGGCUGAGGAUCACUGCUGGGAUGGGACCCGUGCCUGCGAACCGUAGCUAUAGAGUUGAGGAGAAGAAUAAAACAUACUUGAACCCAUUUCUAAAGCGAGGAAAACAUUCUCCAGCAGGCCAUUACAGUGUCAGCUUAACAUCGGUUUCUAAUGAAAAAACAAUCCUUCCAGUAAAUAAGAAAAAAUGGGAAUUCUCCAAGACUGAUGUGCGUUUGCCAGAGCUCAAUCAUCUCCCUGAGCUGAGAGCAGUGGAAGCAUGGAAUCCCAGACUGCACAAAAAGGAGAACAAAACCGUUUCGGAAUCCCGUAUCCCCUCCCUUGCUGCCAUUGACCUGCAUAACCCAAAUCUGGCUUCACAGCAGCUGUCAGGGACUUUGAUAUCGGAUACAUCGGAAGCCGCCUUCCCCAGGGUCGAGCACUAACCUGACAGAUUGUGGUUACACCUGCCAAUAACUGGUGGCUGAAAGAGUGGGAAGAGCCCUGCGGAGGCUCCGGAUGCUGAUGCUGCAGGGCUUGUGCAGAGGAGAGCAGGUUGCCUUGCUCCGCUAGCGCCAGGGCUGCCGUGGGGUGCAGCUCGGGGCCGGCUUGCGGACACAACGCUCGCUGCUGCUGCAUUUCUUGCAUGCAAAAUGCAGUGUGACCUCCUGGCUUAGGGCCGGGUUGUGACUGAAGCUGCUCAGAAAGGAAGCAGUGGCUACUGGCGUGUGACAGGGAGUGGCUUGGAGGGUUUUUUGAAGAGGAGAGUGUUUCCUUUUGUCUAACCACUGCUCUCCCAAAGGGCUGUUAUUCAAAGAAAGCAAAGAGCUGCUGAAUUUGUUCUGUCAUGGUGAGCUACCAGGUCUGUAUUGAAAAGCAUCCUUGUCUUGACAAAAACGCCCAUGGAAAGUCCUUGUGGAAGAAAGAUGAUGUCAAACAUCCUAAUGUUUCCUUAGAGAUCCCUGUUAGAGCUCAGGAGCAUGGGCCAAGUUGGGCUAGGUUCCUUUUCCCUGGCUCCCUCCUCUCCCUGGCUUUGCAGCGAGUUUUCUUGCCUACAACCCUCAGCAGUGAUGGGAGGGGAAAAAGGGAACGGCU
Messenger RNA from Nothoprocta perdicaria, 2326 nucleotides. It is a transcript of the gene CDKL2, whose product is annotated as cyclin dependent kinase like 2. Gene Ontology annotation, molecular function: ATP binding; cyclin-dependent protein serine/threonine kinase activity. Gene Ontology annotation, biological process: protein phosphorylation. The coding region runs from base 1 to 1677 and encodes 558 amino acids. The record is from RefSeq and is a predicted model, not a curated record. The transcript is spliced from 13 exons. Gene Ontology annotation, cellular component: nucleus. Lineage: Eukaryota; Metazoa; Chordata; Aves; Tinamiformes; Tinamidae.